AUGGAAAUACUGAUGAAUGAAGUUCGAGGACAACAGAGAUCGAAGAGGCACAGGAGGAGAGCCUGGGCUAGAGUCUCGCCGUUUGUUUCCGUUGUCAAUGCGCCGCGUCCCGUUUCUAUCCCCGUACUCCAUCGUGAAAAGGUGAAUCGCGCGGAAUUUUCAAAAGUGUUCAAUUCUUUGAUCCGUUGUCGGGGGAAGCCGGUCCAUCGGGUGGAUAGAGUGUGCGCGUCGCUCCUUUGGAUAGAUUUACAAGAGGAGAUCCUGCCGAGGAGGCCCAGCAACGAAACCAUUCUGGAUACCAAGCUAUUCAUACGGUGCCACAGCCUCGCUGCUGGUUGCAGUUCCGACGAAACAGCGAAGUUCCGUCCGUGGUUGCCCCCGACUCCGGAGUUGCCCCCGACUCCGGAGUAUUCUGACUACCAGCAGGCAUCGCAGUUCAGCAACGGUGAUUUCCAGUCUUACGGGCCUCCGUGUAAAAAAAUCGCACGCCAACAAUCAUCCAACCGCGACGGUAACGUUCAGGGUUGUCAAAAUUCGUGGUGCUGGACAGUUCGCCCGACGUGGCAGUUGUUCGGUAACGCCGCGACCGAUGCGAGGGAAUACAGCUUUCCAAAUUCAUCCGGCUGCCACAAUCUUCCAUCGUCACCAGAAUCUCUCACAGACACCCCGCCGAAACCCGUUGCAACGUCGUCGUUGACGAUCGCGCGGACAGACAACGCGCGGAGGACCCAGGUAGCCAGCUACGCGCGCCCGAAGGAGCGCAGGAAUUUCAUCUCCGAGCUGUUCGCAACUCGAUUCACAACGUCGCCCACGUCGACGAAUACGCGUAGCAUCGCCGCUACCAGCGCGGCGUCGGGCACCGCUAACGUGUACAACGGGCAGCUGCCGUCUCUAAGCUUCGGGAACAAGACGGAGUUUCACGGCGUGCGCCCCCAGGAAGAGCGACAGCAGUCGUGUGGCGGAUCGUCCUCGUUGUCCCGAUUCAAUCCGUCCGCGGCGUACAACCCCACGUCGAACGCCACGCUGAAGAUCCUGCCGAGCGUCAGCAGCGGCGACAACGCCUGCGUGGAUAGGAACAGUUUCCUGAAGGAUUAUUCCCUGAGGACGGUACCAGCGGCGCGGGAGGAACAACAUAAGUUGCAGCCCGUGGUACCAAGUUACAGGCUCAACAACGCGGGUAUAUUGGAGGAGACGGGCCCGGUGCUGAAGGAACAGCCCGUGAUAGACACGAACGUGGCUGGCACCAUCGCUACUCGCAAUAAUCGUAGCAAUUUCAAGCAGCAAUCCUUCUGCGGCGGAAGAAGCACCGGCGACGUAUUGCUG
Temnothorax curvispinosus is the source of this 1323-nucleotide messenger RNA. RefSeq lists its product as uncharacterized. The annotation marks the transcript as partial. Lineage: Eukaryota; Metazoa; Arthropoda; Insecta; Hymenoptera; Formicidae. The record is from RefSeq and is a predicted model, not a curated record. The transcript is spliced from 3 exons.